Messenger RNA from Fraxinus pennsylvanica, 1728 nucleotides. The record is from the annotation of a GenBank genome assembly. Lineage: Eukaryota; Viridiplantae; Streptophyta; Magnoliopsida; Lamiales; Oleaceae.
AUGCCAACCGGUGAAUUCAGUAGUGGUGGCGGUGGUUGGAGAGCCUUGAGAAGCUUUACCUUCCAAGUGCUCACCGGCCAGUGGUUCAUGAUUUUUGCCUCCCUCUUAAUCAUGUCCAUGUCUGGUGCAACUUAUAUGUUCGGCCUCUACUCUGGCGACAUCAAAUCAUCCCUAGGUUAUGACCAGACAACCUUAAACCUCAUAGGAUUCUUCAAAGACUUAGGCGGAAAUAUAGGAAUCAUAUCUGGCCUUAUCAAUGAAAUUACACCACCUUGGGUUGUUCUUUCGAUUGGAGUAAUUAUGAACUUUUUCGGCUACUUCAUGAUAUGGUUGGCCAUCACUGGCCGGACGGCCAAACCCCAUGUGUGGCAGAUUUGUCUAUAUAUAUGUAUUGGUGCAAAUUCACAAACAUUUUCCAGUAUUGGGGCACUGAUUACUUGUGUUAAGAAUUUCCAGGAGAGUCGAGGAAUAGUCAUAGGGCUUCUCAAGGGAGUUGUUGGCCUAAGUGGUGCGAUUAUCACACAAUUAUACCAUGCUUUUUAUGGACAGGAUUCUAAGUCUCUUAUUUUACUUAUUGGGUGGCUUCCGGCGGCUGUUUCUUGUAUUUUCCUUCGAACAGUUCGACUCAUGAACGUUGUCCGGCAAGAAAAUGAGCUCAAAAUCUUCUAUGGUCUACUCUAUGUAUCGCUAAGCCUUGCUGGUUUCCUGAUGAUUCUGAUUAUCUUACAAAACAGACUUUACUUUCCUCGAGUUGCGUAUGCAGGAAGUGCCAGUUUUGUGCUGAUUUUAUUGUUUUCUCAACUGGUUGUUAUCAUCAAAGAAGAAUUCGUCGUCUGGAAGAACAAGAGACUAGAGUUAAAAGACCCCCUUCAAUUGAAAGUUGAUUCUCAACUGCCAAAUCCGCCACCACUUGAAGAACCUCGGCCAACAACAGGUGAUCAAGUAAAGCACCAAAAUCCGGCAGAUUCCUGGUGGAGCAACCCUUUCAAACCACCAGAAAGAGGCGAGGAUUACAACGUAUUGCAAGCAAUUUUCAGCAUAGAUAUGAUAAUUCUAUUUACUGUCAUAACAUUUGGAAUUGGGGGUACAUUGACAGCAAUCGAUAAUUUAGGCCAAAUUGGUAAGUCCUUGGGAUAUCCAAGUAAAAGCAUAACCACAUUUGUGUCACUAGUAAGCAUAUGGAAUUAUCUUGGAAGAGUAGCCUCCGGUUUUGCCUCAGAGAUUUUCUUGGUAAAGUACAAGUUCCCACGUCCCUUAAUGCUCACAUUAGUACUUCUGCUCUCUUGCGCUGGCUAUCUUCUCAUCGCAUUGGGGGUCCCAAAUUCUCUAUAUUUAUCCUCUGUGAUUAUGGGAUUCUGCUUUGGAGCCCAAUGGCCGUUGAUUUUUGCAAUCAUAUCAGAAUUAUUCGGGCUCAAAUACUACUCUACAUUGUACACUCUAGGUGGUGGGGCCAGCCCGCUUGGGGCUUAUAUUUUGAAUGUUAGAAUAACAGGUUACUUAUAUGAUAAAGAGGCUAUGAAGCAAUUGGCAGCCAAUGGACUCGUUAGGAAAGAAGGGCAAGACUUGACAUGCAUUGGCGUGGAGUGUUACAAACUCGCUUUUCUAAUAAUCAUGGCAGCGACACUGCUAGCGUGUGUAAUUUCAGUCAUUUUGGUGCUUAGGACUAGAAAUUUUUAUAGAAGUGAUAUAUACAAGAAGUUUAGGGAGCAAGCUAAUCGACAAGAGUAG